Molecule: messenger RNA, 1818 nt
Organism: Stereum hirsutum FP-91666 SS1
Lineage: Eukaryota; Fungi; Basidiomycota; Agaricomycetes; Russulales; Stereaceae
Product: MFS general substrate transporter
Exons: 12
Coding region: 1-1818 (605 amino acids)
Biological process (GO): transmembrane transport
Molecular function (GO): transmembrane transporter activity
Source: RefSeq, a predicted model, not a curated record
AUGUCUUCGAUUUCAGCACCGGUUGACUCGUCAGAAUUACAGAUCUCGCAGACACAUAUUGCGUCUUCGAAAGUCAGCCAAGAGACUUUGCAAGCGUCUGUCGUCGUCAAACCCACCGAAACCCGGCCUGUUCGCGGUCUGCGAUUUUGGUUUGUGUUCGUCGCUCUUUGCUGCUCUAUGCUUUUGUCCUCUCUUGAUCUAGGUGGCGUCGCCACAGCUGCACCUACAAUUGUGGAUGAUCUCAACGGGUCGGAUUUUACGUGGGUUGGAUCAGCCUACUCACUCGCUUGCGCCGCAUGCCUGCCCUUCAAUGGGAACCUGGCCCAAGUUUUUGGAAGAAGACCGGUGCUUCUGGUGGCAUUGACCGUUUUUGCUGUCGGCUCCGCCGUCUCUGCUGCUGCUCCUUCCAUGUCCGUUUUGAUUGGUGGGAGAGCUAUACAAGGUGUUGGCGGUGGUGGAAUCCAGUCAUUGACACAAAUUGUUGUGUCAGACUUGAUUCCCUUACGCGACCGCGGUAUUUUCAACGGUAUCAUCGGGCUCAUAUGGACUUUUGGGUCUCUUGCAGGACCUUUCAUCGCCGGAAGUCUUGCUGAGAAGGUCACAUGGCGGUGGAUUUUCUACAUAAAUCUUCCCCUGUGUGCGGUCGCGUUCGUGAUUGUAGCUCUGGCGCUCGAUCUGCCGACGCCUCGAGAGAAGUUUUGGCUCAAGUUCUCGAAGAUUGAUUGGAUUGGAAAUUUCCUCAUCGUAUCGUCAACUGCCUCCUGUCUCAUUGCACUCGCUUGGGCAGGAGUCCAAUACUCCUGGUCGUCCCCUCAAGUCCUUGUGCCACUCAUAGUCGGCGUCGUCGGCUUUAUCUUGGCCAUUCUGUACGAACUCAAAUGGUGUGCAAACCCGACGAUCCCCAAAGUAGUGGUUACGAAUCGCACAAGUCUCAUAGGAUUUAUAGCCACCUUUUUGCAUGGUGUCGUCAUUAUUAGUGCAGGCUGUAAGCCAACGUGGUUCCAAUCUGUGCGCGUCGCGAGCCCUAUCAUGUCCGGUCUCGAUUUCUUUCCCAUAUCGGGAACAAUGUCCAUCUCUGCGAUCGUGCAGGGACUUUUAGUUGCAAAGACUGGACGCUAUCGCGUCGUGAAUUCUAUAGGAUGGAGCUUCGCUGUUCUCGGUAUGGGCCUACUGAUCUCGCUCCAGGUCAGGACGAACAUCGGGAUCAUAAUUGUGUAUGAGCUCAUUUUGGGUGUCGGCCUCGGGUGGUUGUACUCUACUACGUACCUGGUCCUUGCACCCAUCCCUGUCGCGAAUAAUGCGGCGGCGGUCUCCCUUCUGGCCUUUUGUCGAACCUUUUCCCAAGCAUGGGGAAUCGCGAUCGCUGGUACCAUACUACAAAACGACUUGCGCCGCAGAUUGCCUGAGAGCGUCACUUCGUCGUAUUCCUCCCGGACCAGUCUCGUUUACAAGAUCAUAUCAACGAUUUCAUCCAUGUCCGAGCCUACCAAAGGUGAAGUCCGACAGGCGUUCCUGGAGAGCAUGCGUACCGUCUGGAUCGUCAUGGCAGCUCUCGCUGGCGUCGGGUUUCUGACGUUCUUCGGGACGAAGGAUCUGCCGUUGCAUACCAAGACCGAUAAGAAAUGGGAUAUGCAACAGACGAAAGAUAAAACUGCGAAGAAUAACGUGAGUCGCUCUUCGUUCCGACACUUCGGGUCGGGCUCAUCGUUUCGAAACUCAAUAAAUGCACAUGUAACAGAUCGAACCCGAGGCAGAAGAGAAAGUGUGAGGAUUGAGCCGCCGUCUCCGGCUCUUCGGUUCUGUUAUCAGUGUUGGUAA